CCCCCCAGCACAAACCUAGCCUGUCCCCUGCCUGAGCUGCAGGCCUAGCAGGUCUGGCUGCCUAAUGAUGGCAGCUGCUGGGGGCAACUUCUCCGACGAGGAGUUCUGGAAGGCUUGCGCCGAGCUCCAGCAGCCAGCAGUGGCUGGGAAAUGGGAGCUGCUGCUGGAGACCUCGGGGAUCAGCGUCUACCGGCUGCUGGAAGAGAGUACUUGGCUUUAUAAGUAUAAAAUCUUUGGUGUUCUGAAGGAUUGCUCCCCAGCUCUACUCAAAGAAGUCUAUAUGGACUUAGGCUACAGAAAACAGUGGGACCAGUAUGUUAGCGAACUCUAUGAAAAGGAAUGCGAUGGAGAGACCUUGGUGUACUGGCAAGUGGCGUACCCCUUCCCCAUGUACAACAGAGACUAUGUCUACAUCCGGGAGCUCAGGGAGCUGGAUAUGGAAGGGCGGAAGAUCUACGUGAUCCUGGCCAAGAGCACCUCCAGCAGUCAGUUUCCGGAAAGGUCUGGUGUGAUCCGGGUGAACCAGUACCAGCAGAGCCUAGCAAUUGAGAGCGACGGCAAAGCGGGCAGCAGAGUUUUCAUGUACUACUUCGAUAACCCAGGAGGCCUGAUUCCGUCUUGGCUCAUUAACUGGGUAGCCAGGAAUGGAGUUCCCAACUUCUUGAAAGACCUGGAAGAAGCCUAUCACAAGUACCCCAAGAAAAAAUAAAAGAGAAUUGGGACCCUUACAUAUGCAGAUUGACGUCUCUGCGGGUGCCACCACCUUCUGAUGCUCAGCCUUCCUGUCAAAUUUCCGCCUUCAGUGGUCUGCACGCCCUGCCUGACGUCUGGCUCCCUGGCCUGCUUCCUUUCCCACUCCUCCCAGCUCAGGCAGCUGCCUCCUUCUACCACUGAAUGGGGGACAGAUUAGGGAAACUUUUGCUUGUUUAUUUUUAAAAAAGGGAAGUCCUCAGUAGGGAACACAGCAUUCCAUUGUGCCAUUGUAGGGGGGAUGGGUGGGUAAAGACAACAGAACCAGAAUGAUCAUUCUUGGCAAGCUGGCCCUUUCCCAGAACUGCUGUCUUACAACCCAGGAGGGGCAGCUGGAAGUCACCCCUCUGUUCGAGCUGAUCUUCUCCUCUGUGCCAGACUGGAUACACUGAUAGGCAUGGGUCGUAUGCUUUGUUGACUUGAUUGUCGUGGGGUUCUUGGUGAUAAUCCUCUAAGUCUUUCCCUGCCCCUACUUGUGAGUGGCCAUGGCUGUUGUGAUAUCACAGCACUUUGAGAAGCAUUUGCAAGCCUGACUGGACACAUAACGUGAUGACCACUUUCCCCCCUCAUUGUUCCUAUCUGAGUUUCCCUCCUUCUUUCCCAUAUGCCGCUGGGAAUAGGCUGCCUUUACCUUUUAGCUCUGCAUUUUCCUGGAAACAGAGAUGUCAAGAUGGCAGUUAGCAAAAGCAAAUAUGCUUCGUGCCUAGCACUCUGCUAGUUUACCUUGGUGUGCAAUAAAAUAAAUUUCCCUUCUAGAAUGUCUGGAGACUUUGAAGUGACAAUAGUUUACAACCAGGUAAAAAUGAAUUAGCAGCCUGGUUGACUCUGUAACUUUUUUCUCAGGAAUUCUAUCUAAGUUUUCUGCCUCUUCUACCACCAAAGGGACUCUCAGAGUCCUGUUUUCUCUGGAAUUUUGGUAGGGUAAGAUAUGCUGUGGCUAAAGACACAGCACUGAUCUUCUCAGGGAAAAAAAUUUAAUUACUAGGUGUGAUGGUCCAAACCUUGGACAUAGAAAUUCAGGAUAUAAAGCCAGAGGACGGUAUUUGUUAAAAUGGAAUUCCUGUUUGUAUGCUUUCUCUCUGGGAAGAAAAGUGUAUGAAUAAAUAUGGAGUUGCUUAUA
Messenger RNA from Marmota flaviventris (yellow-bellied marmot), 1870 nucleotides. It is a transcript of the gene Pctp, whose product is annotated as phosphatidylcholine transfer protein. The record is from RefSeq and is a predicted model, not a curated record. NCBI's taxonomy places the organism in Eukaryota, Metazoa, Chordata, Mammalia, Rodentia, Sciuridae. Gene Ontology annotation, molecular function: phosphatidylcholine intramembrane carrier activity; phosphatidylcholine binding.